GGAUGGUUAAAGAAUGCCUUGCAUGGCUAAACAUGGAGUUCUAGCUGAAGUAUAUGUUCAUUAAAAGUAGUUAAACCUACACCCCAGUUUGUCAUUAUAUAAGGAACAAAAAUAACAUGGUGUCAGAUUGGUAGUCGCUAUGACAAGACAGACAAAAGAAAGGAGUAACUCUGCAAAUUUCCGCGACGAAAAUUAAACAUUCUACCACAAGUCAAGUGACAUGAGUAGUCGAAGAUGCUACCGUGCAAGAGUGAGGACAAUGAGCCGCAGCAGCGAGAGUGACAGCAGCGAGAGCGAGGCUGCAUCGGAAUCUUGACGAGCAUGUUGAUGAGCAACAUACUGAAACAGACAGACAGACGGUAUGUCACGGCGCGUGUGUGUGAUUGGAGGGGGAAGUUCAGGUCUGACCAGCAUCAAGUGCUGUCUGGACGAGGGUCUGGAGCCCACCUGCUUCGAGAGCAGUGAUGACAUCGGGGGACUGUGGAGGUUCAAGGAGAACCCGGAGGCUGACAGGGCCAGUAUCUACCACUCUGUCAUCAUCAACACCUCCAAGGAGAUGAUGUGUUUCUCUGACUUUCCCAUCCCAGCCCACUUCCCCAACUACAUGCACAACUCCCUCAUCAUGGACUACUUCCGCAUGUACGCCGAACACUUCCAACUCACCAAGCACAUACGCUUCCAGAUCAGAGUCCUCCAGGUGAAGCCAAGACCCGACUUCUCUCGUUCAGGCCAGUGGGAUGUGGAGACAGAGAACAAGAAGGGAGAGAAGGAGAAACAUAUCUUUGAUGCUGUGAUGAUCUGCAUAGGACACCACUGUCACCCCAACCUGCCUCUACACGAUUUCCCAGGUAUCGACAAAUUCAAGGGCCAGUACUUCCACAGUCGGGACUAUAAGACGGCAGAGGAGUGGCGGGGGAAGAGGGUGGUGGUAAUCGGCAUCGGCAACUCUGGAGGAGACAUCGCUGUGGAACUCAGCAGGGUCACCAAACAGGUAUUCCUCAGUACCAGGCGUGGGGCAUGGAUCCUCAACCGUGUGGGUCAACAAGGGGUGCCCAUGGACUUUCAAUUGAACAGAAGGGUGUUAAAGAUGGCCCAGUCUGUACUGCCCUUUGGCCUGGUCUGCAGACUGGGAGAGAACAAAAUCAACCAGAGAUUCAACCACAGCCUCUACUCUCUACAGCCCAAACACAGGCUGUUCAGCCAGCACCCUACAGUGAAUGAUGAGCUGCCCAACCGGAUCCUGUCUGGCACAGUGCAGGUCAAACCCAACAUCCGCAGGCUCCAGGGGUCCAGCAUUGAGUUUGACGACGGAACCGUGGAGGACAACAUAGACUUGGUGGUGUUUGCCACUGGCUACAACUUCUCCUUCCCCUUCCUACCGUCCAAUAUGCUGCCGGUUUCCGGGAACAAGGCCAAUCUGUAUAAGUACAUGUUCCCUCCGGGGUUAGAGCGUCCCACACUGGUCGUUAUAGGGCUGGUGCAGCCGCUUGGAGCCAUCAUGCCCAUCUCUGAAAUGCAGGCCCGAUGGGCCACCAGGGUCUUCAAAGGGCUGAAUAAGCUUCCCUCAAUGGACUGCAUGUUGAAGGACAUUAAACACAAGGAGGAGACAAUUGCCAAGAGGUAUGUGACCUCCCAGAGACACACCAUCCAGGUGGAAUACAUUGACUACAUGGACCAGAUAGCUUACCAGGUGGGGGCGCGUCCCAGCCUCCUAGGGCUGUUUCUACGAGAUCCUGGUGUGUGGCUGUGUGUGCUGCUGGGGCCAUGCACCCCGUACCAGUACCGUCUGAGAGGGCCGGGACAGUGGGACGGGGCCCGACAGGCCAUCCUGACUACAUGGGAUCGGAUGGCAGGAGCCCUGAAGACCAGGCCCUCGGACAUCCCUGAGCCCAAGCAGAGUUCCUUACUCCUGACCCUAACCGUGGGGGCUGCUGCCCUGGCUCUGGGGUACUACUGGAACAUACACAACCACCCAUCCCUCCUCAUCGCCCUGGACCCCACCACCUGGCAGGACAAGAUCAAACCAUACCUGCCAGUGUUGUGGUAACCCACCAGGAAUCAAACCCAGGCUGUGACUGGGUGGCUAACACAGUCAUGUUAGCUCACUAUGCUAAAGCCUAGCCCUCAGCCAUUCCACCUAUUUAUUCAAUUCCAGUACAAGUACACAACCAGCUGUACUAGUGGUGGUAUAGAACAAAUAUGUUUAAGGACUGAGGGUCCCAGAGUACUAGGUAUUGUAAGACUGGUUUGGUUGACUAAUGCCCAUUAGCCCACUGAGCUAAAGCCAAGGAGGUCACCUCCGUUACACCAGGACAGUGACCUGAAACAACCUCAUAAUCCAGAUGAGCUAUUAACCAGAAAUACAGAAAUGCAAUAGCAGGCAGCAAUCACUAACCUUACUGUCUGUUAAUUAAUCUGCCAGGUCAUCUUUGUGAAAGAUGAGAGCUCUACCAACUAAUCAGGGAUCACCAAUAAUUCACAGAAUGGAUGCACAGAAUUGGAAAUAAUACACUAAUAUUGCACUAUGCAUUAUCCACAGCCUGUUCUCAUAAUUGUUGGGAUUCAAUUUUACUUGAUGCCACAGUGCCUUAGACUGAUCAGAUAUAUUAUAAUGUAAUUUAUUUUGUUCUAUAAUCUUAUUUUCUAAAUAGCUAAAUGAUUUUAGGAGAGUGUAGUGUAAUACAUUUUUGCCUUCAUGUUUGGAUUGGCUUUGAGUGUUACAAGUCUGUAAUUCACUAAUCUAGUCAAAUGUAUGCACACACUAACCUCUACCUUCUCCCUCCUUACGAUGUACUGGUGACCAUGAUAAAUGUCACCACUAAGUGCCUACUCCAGGAACAUCUUUGCUAUAAACCACUAAAGUGUGGCCCAGAGACAACCCCCCCUAGCCUCUAUGCACUUGUAUGUGAAUGGAUAUAUGGCAUUUUUGCCAUCCUUGUCGGUCAUCCCUUUCAGAUCUAUACAGGUGCCUAGGGUGGUAGGAGACAGGAGGUAGUUGCUAGGCAUGGUGUCUGGAUGUUUAAAGAGCCACUGAACACGCCGAUUGGCACGUGUUCUUCUGAUGCACAUUAUAAAAUGUUGAUUUCUGGAUCGAUUGGGCGUUUGGUUAAUUAUGUUUGUCCCCCAUGAGACACUGUAGAUGCGGAAGCCUGUUUCACUUCCUCAAAAUCCCCAGAAUAAAUAACUCAAGAAAUCUGUAA
Oncorhynchus mykiss (rainbow trout) is the source of this 3200-nucleotide messenger RNA. RefSeq names its product flavin-containing monooxygenase 5. NCBI's taxonomy places the organism in Eukaryota, Metazoa, Chordata, Actinopteri, Salmoniformes, Salmonidae. The record is from RefSeq and is a predicted model, not a curated record. Gene Ontology annotation, molecular function: flavin adenine dinucleotide binding; NADP binding; N,N-dimethylaniline monooxygenase activity.